AUGGAAUCACCAGACAGUCUCAAACAAAUGGAGGAGCAGCUAGACUCCGAGAUAUCUUCCAUCCGGCGCGAAAUCCGUAAUCUCCAACGACGACGUCGACUCCUAACUUCCAGCCUUCUUUCGUCCGACAACUUUCAAAAACGACUGAAGGCGCGCCAAGCAGCAGCAGCAUCUACACCCAUCUCGUCCCUAACCGACGAAGUCUCCCCCCUCGUCCAAGCCGCCGAUAAGCACGCCGAAUUGAACCAUCACCGCGUCGCGUUCUCAACAACCACCUUCCCCUUCAAAGACCCUUCUCCGCAUUCGGACCAUCCGAAUCUACUAGGUGUGCGCAUUGAUAUCUGCUGUCGGAACGGCCGCUUCACGAAGCCGUACUACGUGCUUCUGAGACAGGCCGGCGCGGGCGACGAGAAGAGGCUACGGGUGCACCGACAUACAAUCCCUGCGUUUAUCCCUAUCAAGAAACUAGAGCGCGUCUAUCUGCCUUUGCCGCCAACGGAGGAGUUCACGGAAGAGGGUGCGCCCCUCAAGCCGAGGAAGGGUCGCGUGCGGAAGCAGGACCUACAGGGUCUAGUUCGCGAACUGAGGCGACAGCUUGUUGCGUGGCAUCUACGAGUCGAUGCCGUUAACAUGCUGAAGGAAGACCUGGGCGGUGUUCAAGAUGGAACUGUGGGUGGCGGUGUAGACGAGAGUCGGUUGGAACCUAAUGAGUUGGGGAUUGUGUCUGUUUCUCCGACGGCACUCGAGGCGACGUAUGUCCGUCUGGAAUGGGAGGAUGGACGUGUGGGACGCUUCAAGCUUUCCGACACGGGGUUUAUUGAGCGUGCAGUCAUCAUCGGCGACCGCGGGAGAGAUAAGAGGCUGGAAGCUGUGUUUAUUGGCGGUGAUGGACGAGUAGAAACACUCCUGGACAGGCUACGGCAGCAUGCUAUACCCCCAUCAAGCGAAUGA
Messenger RNA from Aspergillus pseudoviridinutans, 951 nucleotides. RefSeq lists its product as uncharacterized. Gene Ontology annotation, cellular component: Mis6-Sim4 complex; kinetochore. Bases 1 to 951 code for a protein of 316 amino acids. The transcript has 2 exons. The record is from RefSeq and is a predicted model, not a curated record. NCBI's taxonomy places the organism in Eukaryota, Fungi, Ascomycota, Eurotiomycetes, Eurotiales, Aspergillaceae.